Lindgomyces ingoldianus is the source of this 1289-nucleotide messenger RNA. Its product is annotated as Metallo-dependent phosphatase. The record is from RefSeq and is a predicted model, not a curated record. The transcript is spliced from 2 exons. NCBI's taxonomy places the organism in Eukaryota, Fungi, Ascomycota, Dothideomycetes, Pleosporales, Lindgomycetaceae. The coding region runs from base 85 to 1050 and encodes 321 amino acids. Gene Ontology annotation, molecular function: hydrolase activity.
CGCCGCUCCACUUCUCCCCGCAUUUGAGGCUCCAGCUUCCAUCCAGCUUGACCUCUGGCGAGUCACCCUCCCGCGCCUCACGCCAUGUCCAUAAGAACCCGAUUCCUCAUCAUCUCCGACACCCACGGUGCCACGCUCUCUCCUUCAACCCCAAAUAAUGUUCGAUUUCGUCAAUCUCUCCCUAAAGCGGACGUAUUGUUGCACUGCGGUGACUUGACCAUGGUUGGGCACCUGCACGAAUACCAGACGACGCUCGGCAUGUUAGCGGACAUCGAUGCAGAACUGAAGCUCGUGAUUGCCGGAAAUCAUGACAUCAGCCUAGAUGAUAGGUUUUACCGGAGGAGAGGGCAGUCUAUGCAUAGGUUGAAAGAGCCCGACGACACAAUCCCACAGAAAGCGAGAGCCUUGUGGAUGGGGGAGGAGGCGAAGCGAAGAGGAAUUAUGUAUUUGGAGGAGGGUGUGCAUCAAUUUAAAUUGAGAAAUGGAGCAAGGCUAAAUGUAUACGCCUCCCCUUACCAACCCGAGUUCUGUGCCUGGGCCUUUCCUUACUUCCGCAAUGAGGACAGAUUUAAUCUUCCUCACCAGGCCGCCCCAGGCGCAACCUUUAUUGCCGAGAACCCCGUCCCGGACUUCCCAGCCAUUGAUGUUAUGAUGACCCACGGUCCGCCAUACGGGUGUCUGGAUAAAACAUCUCGUGGAGAGGCUGUUGGGUGCGAUCAUCUCCUCCGAGCCACUCGACGCUGUAGACCCCGUUUACACUGUUUUGGGCAUAUCCACGAAGCAUGGGGUGCGGGACGGGUCACGUGGAAGUUGGAACAGGAGCUAGGCACAAAGUACAAGGAUUAUAUCGAAAAGACGGAGGAUGUAGAGAUUCGUGAAGACAGUGUGAUUGAAGAGAAAGCCGCGUUCUUGGACAUCAGUGGUGGUGGGGCUACGCCACUAGAGUUUGGCAAAGAGACGUUGAUGGUGAACGCCUCUGUGAUGACACUAAGGUAUCGGCCGCAACAAGCCCCUUGGCUAGUGGACUUGGACUUGGAGGGCGCGGAGUAGUAAGGAGAUUGGAAGAUGUUGAUUCUUUCGAAGUAUUUCUGUAUUCCCUUUUUCCCCUCUUAUAGCCGGGUCAAUAUCUAAGUUAAAAUAAGUAUCGGGGCAGUUAAUGUCAGAAUCUGCAUUGAGGACUUUCAGAGAAUAGUCUUAACCAUGUCAGCGACACAUCAACUUCAUAAGUGUUGUGGGUAUCAGAUAUACCAGAAGGCUUGAAAGACAAAUUAUUAGAGAUGUUAGAUGUG